Messenger RNA from Solea senegalensis (Senegalese sole), 8506 nucleotides. It is a transcript of the gene col4a3, whose product is annotated as collagen, type IV, alpha 3. Lineage: Eukaryota; Metazoa; Chordata; Actinopteri; Pleuronectiformes; Soleidae. The coding region runs from base 412 to 5439 and encodes 1675 amino acids. The record is from RefSeq and is a predicted model, not a curated record. Gene Ontology annotation, cellular component: collagen trimer. The transcript has 53 exons. Gene Ontology annotation, molecular function: extracellular matrix structural constituent.
GGGUGACCCUGAACACACAAAGAAACGCCCUCAGUGUGACAUGACUAAAGCUGGACCAUGUAAAGGACGUGACAGACGGAUGGGGCGGGACUUCUUACCGGAACUCCCUCUAAACCCGGAAAUCCAAGAACACCAACACUUCCCUGAAACAAGAAACACACGCUGCAUUAUGGGAUGUCACAGAUACACACCAGAGCAGGACCGGAAGCGUGUGUGCAGUGGAUAUUGCGGGUUUGACUAUCCCGCUGCGACGAGUCCAUCCAGCAGCAGGUUGAUGUGACAGGGUCACCACUAUACACGGACCCCUGCGGUCUGAGCCGAGUCGAACCGAGUACUGGACUGCAUCCCGAGCCAAGCCGAGACCAAGCUCAUCCCGGAGUGAGACCGAAGAGACCGGGACGGUGCAGCGGCAUGAGCGAGUGUAUGGAGCGCCCGGGCACCCAGCGGCGGGGGAUCAAACCUCUACAGCUGCUGCUUCCGCUGGUGGUGGUGGUGCUCUACUGCACUCCAGGAGACACCAAGACAGCGUGUCACUGCAAUGGGAAGGCGUUGUGUCACUGUGAUGGGGUCAAAGGUCAAAAGGGUGAACCUGGUUACGGUGGAGAAAGUGGACUUCCUGGAAUGAUUGGUUACCCUGGAAAUGAGGGUCCCCAUGGGUUUUCCGGAGAGAAGGGUGAGCAGGGAGCAGCAGGACCUUCAGGACCGAAAGGCUCUCGGGGUCUUUCAGGAAAACCUGGAUAUCCAGGACCUCCAGGACUGCCGGGACUUCCUGGAAGUGAAGGACCCAUUGGACAACCAGGAUUCCCAGGAUGCAAUGGGACAAAGGGCGAUGUUGGUUACCCAGGGUUCCCUGGACCUCUGGGACCUGUUGGCCUUCCUGGUCUGCCAGGACUGCAGGGUACAAAGGGAGACUCGUUCGUCUACCCCAUUCCUCCGGAUAUUAAAGGACAAAUGGGAAAACAAGGACUGAAAGGACGAGAGGGACUGAGGGGAGAUCCAGGUCAACUCGGCCCUUCAGGACCACCAGGACCUGCAGGAAGUCCUGGAAUUCCAGGGUUUCCGGGGUCACCAGGAGAGAAAGGUCAGGAGGGUCCCAAUCCCGUGAUUCUAGGUCCUCGAGGACAGAAGGGUGAUCGUGGACUUCCAGGGAUCCCUGGACAGAAAGGAAUCAAACUGUAUGCUGAAGGACCCAAAGAGCUGAAGGGAGAACCUGGUGAAAAAGGAGAAAAGGGUUGCCAUGGGCUUCCUGGUGUCGCUGGGAAAGUUGGAAGGAAGGGAGAGAAGGGUGAACAAGGCGACCCAGGCACAUUUGGUAAACAAGGAAAGGACGGACUCAUCGGAGCGCUUGGAAUUCCAGGAGACACAGGGGAUGUUGGGUACCUUGGGCCUCCUGGCAUUGAAGGAACCCAGGGGGAGAAAGGUGAACGUGGUCCUCCAGGUCUUCCAGGAGAGACUAUCUGGAAUCACAGGUUUCUGAAGGGUCAGCGUGGUGUCCCUGGGGUCCGUGGCCCCCCAGGAGCCCCUGGAGAACAAGGAAUCAUUGGUUUUCCUGGAAUGCAGGGUGAGACAGCAGCGACUCCUGCUGGACCUCCAGGAGCUCAGGGGCCCCCAGGCCUUACAGGGCCCAAAGGAGAACCAGGAGAGCCAGGGUCCCUCAUGUACGGCACCCCAGGGGUGACAGGAAUACCAGGGGCUCUUGGAGCUAAAGGAGAACCAGGAGAACCGGGAAUACCAGAUUUUCUGCCGGGAGAUGUCGGUGCUACAGGAGAUAAAGGUACAAAAGGACUGAUUGGACUUCCCGGGACCAGAGGGGACGAGGGGCAGAUGGGUGAAAAAGGAGAGACUUGCUUCGUUUGUGCUGAGGGGUCCGGCUCCCCCGGACCUCCGGGUAAACCAGGAGAGCCAGGUGAACCUGGGCUGCCAGGGUCCGACGGUUUUCCAGGACCAAUAGGUGACAAAGGGGUCAAAGGUGUCCGAGGAUCACCUGGUCCACAGGGCCCCUUUGGUUUCCCUGGCAUCCCAGGGUCCCCAGGACCUGCAGGUAAACCAGGGAUCAUGAACAGAGUAGGAGAAAAGGGUGAGGAAGGAGCGCAGGGGGGACCAGGACCAGUGGGUUUCGAGGGUACAAAUGGACCUGUAGGUAUACCGGGACCAAAAGGUGUUCAAGGACAGAAAGGAAACCCUGGGCCUCCAGGACAGAAAGGUGACAGGGGCCCACUUGGGGAGUAUGGUCCUAGUGGGCUGAUAGGACAGAGGGGACCCCCAGGACCUCCUGGUAUUGGUGUUCCAGGGCCUCCAGGACCUAAAGGCAACAUAGGGGUCCUGGGCCAGAGAGGAAGUCCUGGAAUACCAGGUGAGAAAGGUUCUCCCGGAGAAAUCAAGACAUCUCCAGGAGAUCCAGGACAAAAAGGAGAGAAAGGUUUACCUGGAAAUCCGGGACCUGAAGGUGUGACAGGACUUCCUGGUGAUCUAGGACCUGUUGGUCCUAAGGGAGAAAAAGGAAAUGAAGGGUUUUCUGUGCAGGGGCCCCCAGGCUUCCCAGGGGUCAAAGGAGUGAAAGGUCCUCCAGGAGCUCCAGGUUUAUCAAGUUUUGGUAUCAAGGGACGUGCAGGGCCGUCAGGGCCACCGGGGAUGCCAGGGCCUAAGGGAGAUAGAGGUAUCGGCCUGCCAGGACAGCAGGGUCAGUCUGGCCCUCCGGGAGAAGAUGGUUCUGUGGGGUCUCAAGGAAAUCCUGGACCUCAGGGACCAGAGGGAGUUCCAGGGCUUCCGGGACAAGACGGACCACCGGGACCCAGAGGUUCUAGUGGUCUAGACGGUGUCCCUGGCCCAACUGGCGUUACUGGACUCUGUUUAGAUGGGGCUCCUGGACCAAAGGGAGAGGAAGGACAGAUUGGCUCCAUUGGCUUCCCAGGGGUCUGUGGCUCAAAGGGGGUGCAGGGUGAUUCUGGACUGCCAGGUGUGGGACCCCUGGGUCCUCCAGGGCCAUAUGGGACUCCAGGGCUUAAUGGACUUCCUGGACCAGAAGGAGGCUUUGGACUGAAAGGCCUGAGGGGGACUGAUGGGAAGCCAGGAUUCCCAGGCAUCAAAGGUGACAUGGGUCCGCCUGGACCGCUUGGGUGUGCGGGGAAUGAUGGCAAACCAGGAGAGCCAGGACGAGUAGGACCAAAAGGUGAGAUGGGCAUAGAUGGGAUCAGAGGUUCUCAGGGCCCUCCAGGGCCUCAGGGGGACCAAGGGGAGAGGGGACCUCCAGGCCUCGAAACUUCUGUAACGAUGUGUGGAGAUCCUGGAGAUGACGGAAAUCCAGGGCGCCUAGGACUUACUGGCGCUAAAGGAGACAGGGGCAUCCCUGGACCUCAAGGACUUGACGGCAGCAAUGGCGUACCUGGAGAAGCUGGGCCACAAGGACUUCCUGGAGACCCCCCCAGAGAUGGGGAAAUAGGUCCUCUUGGUCUCACCGGUCUCCCUGGGUACCCAGGGGAAAUGGGCAGGCCAGGAUUAAAGGGUGAGAAAGGCUCUUUGGGCCCUUCUGGUGAAGCUGGUUCAGAUGGUACACCAGGGUCAGGAGGACCAAAAGGUGCUAAAGGAGAACCAAGUCUACCUGGACUUGGAAUAAAAGGAUAUACUGGACAGAAGGGAAAUUCAGGAUGUUCGGGACCUUUAGGUUCAAAGGGAAGAACAGGAGACCCUGGGAACAUUGGUUCUCCAGGAGAAUAUGGCCCUUGUGGCCCCAAAGGAUACUAUGGUCCAGUGGGAUGCAGAGGUCCUCCAGGACCUGUGGGUGAAAAGGGUAGUGAUGGUCCACCAGGGAAAACAGGCCCUCCAGGACCCACAGGACUACAAGGCAAUAAGGGGGCUCCUGGAGACCCUGGUCUACCGGGUCUCAGAGGAAACCAGGGACAAGAUGGGAUACCUGGACCUCCAGGAGAGAAAGGAGCCAUGGGAGCUCCUGGAUUUGGUCCCCGGGGCCCAGAGGGGCAGCAAGGUCAACCUGGCUCUGUCGGAGAUCAGGGUCUUCCUGGGACCUGUGGACCUCCCGGUCCUAGUGGUCCUGGGGGAAAUGCAGGUUAUCCUGGUCCUCCUGGACCCACUGGUCCUCCUGGCUCUCCUGGACCCGAGGGACUCUGCACUGCAGGAGAAAAAGGAGAUCACGGGGUCUCUGGAGCACAAGGACCAAAAGGUCCCCCUGGCUGUAAGGGACCUCCUGGUCCUCCCGGUCCUGGUUAUAAAGGAGACAAGGGAAGUAUAGGAGCAAUAGGUAACCCAGGACCAACUGGUUACCCUGGCGACCCUGGUCUACAGGGCCAGCCGGGUAAAGACGGAACCCCGGGUCUACCUGGACCCAAAGGCAAGAUGGGAGAGACUGGUGUCAUUGGACCUUUUGGUUUGAAGGGGGAUGCGGGGCCCCAAGGUGAUGCUGGCUUUCAAGGACCUCCAGGACUACCUGGGAGUCAAGGACUCAGGGGUAUGGAUGCAUCCAGAGAGGUGAGGAUGGUUCCAGGAGAUGAAGGCUUGCCUGGAGUUCAGGGACCCCCAGGAGAGAGAGGACCCCCAGGGGCCAGUGGGAGACCAGGAUGUCCAGGUGUGAAGGGCAGUAAAGGUCAGGUGGGUAUCAGAGGACCAGGUGGACGCCCUGGACCUAAAGGGGAUCAGGGAGACCAAGGACUUCCUGGAACAAAAGGUAUCCCAGGCACAUGUGGUCUCCUCGGUGCCAAAGGUCUUCCGGGUCCACCGGGUCCAAGUGGGGAUGCACCAGAGAGGGAUGGCUUCCUGUUCACCAGACACAGCCAGAACCUGUUCAUCCCAUCAUGCCCUGCAGGAUCCAGUCAGGUGUACAGCGGAUACUCGCUGCUGUUCAUCAACGGAAACAACCGAGCGCACGGACAAGACCUGGGUACGUUAGGCAGCUGUCUCCCUCGCUUCACCACCAUGCCCUUCCUGUUCUGCAACACUGACAAUACCUGUCGCUAUGCGUCACGCAACGAUUACUCCUAUUGGCUGUCCACCAAUGAAACACUACCAGGCAGCGUCCCCUUCAUCACCGAAGAUUUACUGGAGAGUUACAUCAGCAGGUGUAUUGUAUGUGAGGCCAGAGCCAACGUGAUCACCGUCCACAGUCAGACCAAUUUUGUCCCGAGCUGUCCCUCUGGAUGGGAUCGUCUUUGGUUGGGAUACUCCUUUGUGAUGGAAACAGGAGUGGGGGCUGAGGGGUCAGGGCAGCCUCUGGCUUCACCUGGAUCUUGUCUGGAAUUCUUCAGGAAGAUUCCCUUCAUUGAGUGUCAUGGCAGAGGAUCCUGCAACUACUACACUGACUCAUACAGCUACUGGCUGGCUGCUCUCAACCCCAGCGACAUGUUCAGUAAACCCAAGCCUCAGACUGUUAAAGGAGAGUUUCCAGACAGUUUGAUCAGCCGCUGUCAAGUGUGUAUGAAGAGGCUGUGAACAUAUGACUGACAAGAGCAUCACCUGGCUCCUGACGCCUCACACCAGCAGCCAAUCACAACCUUCUGCUGUGAUCCACUUUCCUUCUGGCCAUAAUCUGUUUCAUGAUUAGGAAGAAAGUUCCAAAUUUUUUAUGCAAUUUGUCCAUAAAUUCUUCUAAACCUAAACAAAGGAUGUCAGAAAAUCUCCUAAAUUAAAUUAAUCAGCACCACGUGUAUCCAGUAUGUAGAUAAUACAUCUGUACAUAUAGUGCAGCUUUAUUUUUCGUAAUGAUCUGAAUGUGGAACAACCCCCGAUCUCUCAAUGUUAAUGUAAGUCAAAAAAACCUUUAUCAGAUCUGCUCCAAAAUUCAACAAAUUCUUCCUUGGUUGACACCUAACACUAUCGCGUCUCACCCAUUCACUCGUUCUUGCAUUAUCUUGCUAAUAAACACAUGCAGACAAUCAAACUGCAAUGAAGUAAUGAAAUAGUACGGACAUAAACAGCAUAAAAAUACUCUUGACUCUUGAUGAGGCAGAGCCAUUACUCCUUGUGUCUGUUUGUACAUAUUAGAUCUGUACAUAUGUUUGACUUUGCUGUUUUCCUGAAUAAUUCCCAAAAAUGUAAAACAACCACUUUAAUUAGAUCCACAACAAACUCCCCCAUUUACUUACAUUCUGGUCUUGCUUGGACCAGUGUGGAUGGGAAAAUGACAUAUGAUUCAGGUGCAUGUGUAGUGUUUACAUUAUGAUACCAGAAUCCUUAGGGAGUCUGUGUGUCCCCAAAAUCUCAAACACUGGUGUCUCGUCGGCAGUUGAAUAAUAUUGUUGUGAGGACUUUGGCGAGGCAAGAAUCAAGGUUCAUCCAACUUGUACUUGACAAGUUUAUACGGCUUUUUAUAAAGAAAGACAUAUGGACCAGUGAUUUACUGUGAAAAAUACUAACCUCAUCUUGGGUAUUUGUAGGCAUAUAAGUAGGCAAACCAUGGUAUAAAGCCAUUUAAAAAUGGAUUUCUUGUGAACAUGCAAUUAAAAACAUUCAUUGUCCUUAGAACACAACAUGGCUUUCCCAGCAAGUGGAGGAUUUACUAACAUUCUCAGUCACAAUCAAAUGGAAUAAUACAAUAAUUGUAUGAUAUUCAAUUGAAUUCAUUCAUCUAUUCCAACCCUUGAAUGAAUCUUGUAUGAAUGAAAAAAUGAAAAAAUAUCUCAGUCAAUGUUUGUGCGAGAGUAUAUUUUUAAAUAAAGUAAGAAAAUAUUUUUUAUUUAUCCCAGUUAACUCAAUUAAGCACCACAUUUCCAACGGUGAUAUAUCACACUGUCCAAGAUAUGGAACAGAAAAAAAAUAACAUUUAUGCUUAUGUAAAAAUAGUACCUCACAACAUGUGUUGCUGAUAGCUCAUUCUCACUGAUCAAUCCCAUGUUUAAAUGUGUUUAGUUUGGCAUUUAAUCCUAGGUCAAAUGACUCCGCAAAAGACACAGGGUUUUAUAGGUCUGGCAUCAAUGGGAACAUCAUUUAGAAUUUAAAUUGAACCCAUUUCAUUCUUAAAUGAACAACGUACCCAAUCUUCAUGUAGAUAAUGGAAAAAGGAAGCUUCUCUCUUUCUCUCUCUCUCUCUAUAUACAUAUAUAUAUACAUAUAUGUAUAUAUGUAUAUAUGUAAUGAAAACAAUGCAGGAAACAAAAGUACUAACAGGAGAAUGUACUUUCACACACACACAGUCGAGGUAAAACUGUGGACUAUUCUAUGUAUAAAUCAGCAAAGGUACCAGCUAAUUUACUUCAUUAUUGUAGACUUUUAGUUGCAGUAAUUAGAUCAGUAUCACUACUGACAAUGACCACGGUCAUUAAGUGCUGUACUGCAUAUGUAUACUCCCCACUGAGCAGUACUACUACUAAUAUUACCACUGCUGUGCACUGUUUAUGGGGGUGAGGCAAAACAUUCUUAUGCUGACUAAGAAGUAGUAGCAAUAAAACUUGGCAUUCAUUCAUUUCAACCUUCUGUGAUACUAUUAUUUCCUCCCACAUUUCAACUGAGGUAAUUUCAGCUAAUUGACGAUUUAGUUAGACUUAGUAUUAGAAACAUUUCGUGAACAUGGGAGACAUGGCACCAUGGUUUUCAGUUUGUAUGACUGAAUUCAAUAGGGUUAGAGACAGUUCUGAAGAUGAACCUGUGUGCAGGACGUCCUGCCACAGCCGCUGCCCAACAAAACACUGGUGAUGGAUGACAGAUGUUUGACUCUUAAUCAGCGUGCAGAGAACAUUCUGCACAGUGAACUUGGCAUGCCGCUCGGUGGGUGCAACAGCUUUUGACCCCCUGAUCGAAAGCACACCAGGCUGGCCAUGUCGCAGGAGAAGUGCCUCCUGCGACAUCCUGAUCCAGCUGGUUUUCUCAAACGGUUUACUAACCCAGGAUGAGUGUUGGUGUCCGCCUUCCAGCCAGAGACCAAAAGGUUGUGGACAAUUCAUCAAAGAAAAGGCUGCAACACUGAAGGAAGAUGCAAACUACAGUUGAGACGAUGCCUAUGAACUUCUCAGCCCACCCUCAUUCAUUCUCCAAUUUUCUUUAACAACUAAACGGGGAUAUUUUGCCUCUUACUAUUACUAGUACUUUUACCGCUAAUACCAAAAUAUAUGACUUCUUCAACUGCCAAUGCUAGACAGGAAGUCAGAAAAACCUCUGAUGCGCAGAUUUACUAAAUACUACACUACUCUGAGUUCCACUACUAUUGCAGUACCCCUACUACUGUAGUACCACUGCUCUUUACGCCACAGGAAGUACACUUUCUCAGGUCUCAGCUGAGACACUGCAGAGGAAGAGGGAAAAUAACCAGUGGUUAGUCAGCUCUGCUGCGCUUCCUCUAACAGCCAGCUGGUGGCUGAGAAACACCUGGAAACACCAAAAUAAAGACGUCCCAUCAUUUUCUGCACAGCAACAGAUACUGAAUCUCCCCGACUGGAACGAAUCAGAACAAAUGAUUUUCUUACCUCGUCGUCUAACAACUAAACAGUAACUGAAUGUGUGACUGUAUCAUUUCAGUGAUCUGUAUUAUAUUUUGUAUUUUAAUAAAAGGUAUUAUUAAAUAUGA